CGCAGACCGUUCUACAAACACCCGCGUUCCAACAUUGCCUCUCUUCUGCCCUGAAAGUCUCUUUGCUACCAAGAGAACGGGUUCAACAUUUGUGUAGACGAUGACUGUUUUCCUUGCUGUCUUGCUCCUUGCGUCGGUGACGAGCGCCGCCAGGCUGCCGCUGCCGGAAGUGCAGCAGGGUAGGAGCACCACCCCCACAACUACACCAUUGACAACCACUCCGGGCUUCCAGACAACCACUCCUUUCCCAACCACCACCGGUUCUUGGCCGGACUGGGCUACCUGCAAGGUUGAGAACUAUCACUACUACCCCACCCAUUACCUGGCUCUUGGAGAAUGCAACUAUUACAUCGGUGGCUGCUACGAGGCCUGUUGCCAGGCUAACGGGCAUCUGUCUUCCCCUACAUUUGUCUGUGAUUUUGGCGGCCCCUCUUUCCGGAAACGCCAGGCCCAGCCUCCAACGACUGUUGGUACUACGACCACUUCCGGUACCUGGACUACGCCUUUUCCUACAACCACGCCCACCACCCCCGGGUCCGGCUGCUACGUGGAGAACCUGCACUACUACCCCGCACACUGGCUGGCGGUGGGGGAGUGUAACGCGUACAUAGGCGGCUGCUACCAGAAGUGCUGUCAACCGGACGGGAACCUCUCUCCAUCCACGUACAUCUGUGAUUUCGGAACGCUUUGGUGGGGAGCAGGAGCGAACCCUGAGCUCCAGCCCUGAGCGAUGACUCACACAAGUUAGCCCGGUGUCCAGGCUGUCGUGGUUGGGACGGGAUCACUCGCGAGGCUCGACUUUAGACCCUUUUCCCACUUGGAUAAAAUUGUCCGGAUCGAACCGAUUCUAUUCGGACAAUUUUAACAUGGAAUGGGGCCGUAGUUUUGGCGGCCCGGUGGGAGUUUUGCACGACAGGAGUUAGAUUAUCCCCUGAGUUAAUUGAACUUCCGCCGUGCAAAACUUACAGCGGAGCCUAGUUGAGUCGUGCCCAGCGAAGAGCUUCUGCAGGCCCGAAGAAAGCCGACCCAAACCACGACAGACUGGACAGAAGGCUUACUCACGAGUCAGCGUACUGACGCAGCGUGACAACCCUGGCAAAGAUACCAGUGUUCAAAUUAAAUCCAAAGUGUGCAGCGUCAA
Messenger RNA from Branchiostoma belcheri (Belcher's lancelet), 1141 nucleotides. RefSeq lists its product as uncharacterized. The transcript has 6 exons. The coding region runs from base 101 to 727 and encodes 208 amino acids. NCBI's taxonomy places the organism in Eukaryota, Metazoa, Chordata, Leptocardii, Amphioxiformes, Branchiostomatidae. The record is from RefSeq and is a predicted model, not a curated record.